UAUAAAUUGCUAUUGUUUUUUUGUUGGUAUUACGUGAAUUUGUGCUUUUUGGUGGACUACCUCGGCCGUAUUUUGAUAUGUUCAAUAUUCUCUAGUGUUUCAUGACACAAUGUAAUGUGUGUUUACAUUUCCUACUCACGUCCAAAAGCGGAAAACUGCACUCGAAGAUAGCAAAGUCAAAUAGUUCAACCUUAACUUUUGCUUCUGCAGCAACCCAUGUAUUUACUGUUCAGUAGACGCUAACGAAUGGUCUGUUGAGCAACAUCUUUCGGGAAAAUAAAACAUGGGAACUCGCAAAAAAGGAGUGGAAUUCGCCAAACAUAUCACCGAAAUCAUUACCAAAUCAACGGGCUUCGAGAGUCACCUUCAAAAGGUCAAGAUUGUGGAUGGCGGCGAUGGAGCCUGCACUGCUGAGCUGAAAGUGGACCAGGACCACGUCAACCUGUACAAAUUUAUGCACGGAGGCUAUAUCAUGACCCUGGUGGACAUGAUAACCACCUACGCCCUGAUGUCGAAACCCUGCCAUCCCGGCGUUUCCGUAGACCUAAGUGUAAACUUUUUGAAUGGAGCCAAGCUGGGCGACGACGUAGUAAUUGAGGCCAACCUUUCUAAGGUGGGCAAGUACCUGGCCUUCAUCGACUGCACCCUAAAGCACAAGAAGGACGACUUGGUGAUAGCCAAGGGAACUCAUCUAAAAUACAUUAAAUUUGACUAAUAUUGGGAGAAAUAUUUUCACUUUUCUUGUUGCUUUAAUAAAUAUAUUUUCUAUAAGGUGAA
Molecule: messenger RNA, 777 nt
Organism: Drosophila biarmipes
Lineage: Eukaryota; Metazoa; Arthropoda; Insecta; Diptera; Drosophilidae
Product: acyl-coenzyme A thioesterase 13
Exons: 3
Coding region: 284-715 (143 amino acids)
Molecular function (GO): fatty acyl-CoA hydrolase activity
Source: RefSeq, a predicted model, not a curated record